Molecule: messenger RNA, 3483 nt
Organism: Theileria annulata
Lineage: Eukaryota; Apicomplexa; Aconoidasida; Piroplasmida; Theileriidae
Product: ATP-dependent helicase, putative
Exons: 14
Coding region: 1-3483 (1160 amino acids)
Cellular component (GO): intracellular anatomical structure
Molecular function (GO): RNA binding
Source: RefSeq, a predicted model, not a curated record
AUGGAUGGAAUAGAAGAAUUACAAUCACUUAGUGUAAUAUCUAAAGUUAAUGAAAUGCUUAAAAAUUAUCUUGAAAUUGAUCAAUCCGAGUUAGCAGAAUUUAUAAUAUAUUUGGCAAAAAAAUCGAAAGAUUUGGAUGAAUUUAAUAAAUUAUUAAAUGAAAAUGAUGCUAAUAUGAGUUUUGAUUUUAUUAAUCAACUCUAUCGUAUUAUUAUUACACUUGAUCCUCCAAAACAAAUGGAUGAAUGGGAUAAUAUAAUUAAAAGUAAUAAUGAUGAAACAAAUUUUCCGGCACUUUCAUUAAAAAAUAAUCCAAAUCGUAAAGAACUUUUAUUACCAUCACCAACUGUAGAAUUAUCAGAAUGGGCUAAAGAAUUAAUUAAUAAAGAAAAUCCUAAUAUUAAAUUACAAAAUUAUAAAUCUAAUAAAGAUAAAGAUAAUAGAGAUCGAGAUAAACAUAGACGUAGUCUUUCUAGAGACCGUGACCGUGACCGUUCUAGAUAUAGAGAAAGAGAUAGAGACCAUGAUAGAUAUAAGGAAAGAGACAGAGGUAGAGAUAGACAUAAACGUAGUCGUUCUAGAGACCGUGAUCGUGAUAGAGAUAGAGAUAGACGUAGUCGUUCUAGAGAAAUAAAUCGUUCUAGAGAUAGUUCUAGAGACUUUGAACCAGACACCGUUAUGGAAGAAUUAGAAGAAGAAAAUGAUAUAUUGAAUAAUAAAAAACGUUAUAUAAAUGAUAUAGAACGUUGGGAGAAUCAACAAUUAUUAAAAAGUGGAAUUUUAACUAAUGAAGAGAAAUUUAAAUUGAAAUCUGAAUUAGAAUUACAAGAAGAAAUUCAACCUGAAGUUACUAUUAAUUUAAAUCCACCAAAUUUUUUAAAAGGACAAACUAUAAGAUCAGGUAUAGUAUUAUCACCUAUAAAAUUAGUUGCAAAACCUGAAGGUUCAUUACAAAGAACUAUUACUACUUCAUUACAAAUACAAAAUGAACUUAAAUCUAUACAUCAUACACAUAAUACUACACAUAAUACACACAGUACACACACUACUACACAUAGUACUAAUACUACACAUACACAUACUACAGCAAGUACAAAAAGAGUAUAUAAAAAUAUAUUAGAAGAAAGGAAAAAUUUACCUAUAUAUAAAUUAAGAGAAGAAAUAAUAAAUGAAAUAAUACAUAAUCAAAUAUUAAUUGUUAUUGGUGAAACUGGUAGUGGUAAAACUACACAAAUACCACAAUAUCUUUAUGAAUCUAAAUUUCAUUAUUAUAAUCAUUUUUUAUCAUUAAUUUCUCCCGUUACGGUGACUGGUCCACCAGACAGUAAUGGUACUAACGGUAGUACAGUUGUACCUGGUAGUAGUACCAACGAGGGUACCGUUGGACCAAGCACCGUUACGGAGGGAAAGGGAGCUAAUUCUACAGCCACGGAGUGUACUACUACUAAUACUACUAAUAAUACUAAGGAUAUUGAGGAUAUUAAGGGUACUAAUACUAAGGAAGUCCCUUUUGGGGUUGGUGGUACUGGUGGUUGUCGUGUACUAGACACCGUAACGGAGAAAAAAAUGAUUGGUAUAACACAACCUAGAAGAAUAUCAUGUAUAAAUAUAGCAAAAAGAGUAAGUGAUGAAAUGUAUUGUAUAAUUGGUAAUGAAGUUGGUUAUUGUAUAAGAUUUAGUGAUGUUACUAGUGAUAAAACUAUUAUUAAAUAUAUGACUGAUGGAAUGUUAUUAAGAGAAAUUCUACAUGAUCCUUUAUUAAAUAAUUAUAUUACUAUUAUGUUGGAUGAAGCACAUGAAAGAACAAUAGCAACUGAUGUAUUAUUUUCACUUCUUAAAGAGACAUGUAUGAAAAGAAAAGAUUUUAGAUUAAUAGUAACAUCAGCAACAUUAGAAAGUGAGAAAUUUAGUAAAUAUUUUUUUAAUUCGAAAAUUUUUAAAAUUCCUGGUCGUUCUUUUCCUGUUGAAAUUUUCCAUUCUAAAGAACAAGAAUUUGAUUAUCUUGAAACUUCACUUAUUACUAUAUUAAAUAUACAUCUUAAUGAAAAACCUGGUGAUAUUCUAUUAUUUCUUACUGGUGAAGAAGAUAUAGAAACGGGUAUAAAAAUAUUAGAAGAAAGAUUAAAUAAAUUAAAGAAUAUGAAUAUACCGAAAUUAUUAUUAUUUCCAGUAUAUUCAGCAUUACCACAAGAUCAACAACAACAAAUCUUUCAACCUGCACCACCAGGAACUAGAAAAUGUAUUUUAGCUACUAAUAUUGCUGAAGCUUCUAUUACUAUUGAUGGAAUAUUAUAUGUUAUUGAUCCUGGAUUAUGUAAAAUUAAAUCAUAUAAUCCUAAAACUGGAAUGGAAAGUUUAAUAAUAACACCAAUAUCACAAGCUAAUGCUAGACAAAGAGCUGGUAGAGCUGGUCGUACAGCACCAGGUAAAUGUUUUCGUUUAUAUACUGAGAAAACUUUUCAUGAAGAAAUGCUUCCUACACCUAUUCCUGAAAUUCAACGUGUUAAUCUUACCAAUGUUGUUAUUAUACUUAAAUCUAUGGGUAUUAAUGAUUUUUUACAUUUUGAUUUUAUGGAUAAGUACGCAUUACGACCUUGUAAUGAAAUGUUAAUUGAUGCAUUGGAUAUAUUAUAUCAUUUGGGUGCAUUAGAUGAUGAAGGUUUAUUAACACAUUUAGGACGUAAAAUGGCACAAUUUCCAAUUGAUCCAACAUUAUCCAAAAUAUUAUUAUAUUCGAUUGAAAUGGAUUGUUAUAAUGAAAUAAUAACAAUAAUAUCAAUGUUAUCAGUACAGAAUAUAUUUUAUCGUCCAAGUGAUAAAAGAGAAAAAGCUGAUCAAUCCAGACGUAAAUUCUUUCAAUCUGAAGGAGAUCAUUUAACUUAUCUUUAUAUAUAUAAUCAAUGGUCUAAUAAUCAAUUCUCCAAUUAUUAUUGUUAUAAUAAUUUUCUACAAUAUAGAGCAUUAAUAAAAGUACAAGAUAUAAAGAAACAAUUAAUAUCAAUAAUUGAUAAAUAUAAAUUUAUGAAGAAGAAAAUGAAAAUUGAUAAUUUAAAUAAAACUGAACGUAUACAAAAAUGUAUUUGUAGUGGAUUUUUUCAUCAUUCUGCUAAAAGAGAUGAAGAUUCUUAUCGUACAUUAUUAGAUGAACAAAAAGUUUAUAUACAUCCUUCUUCAUCAUUAUUUCAAAGGUAUUGCUUACCUACAGAGGAAAAUUUAUUUCCUCUAACCCGAUCAAUUUUUGACAUUUAUUUUUUUUUACCUUAUUUUUCUAAUUAUUUUUAUUAUUUGAUUAAUAAUUGUAUUAGAAAUCCAGAAUAUGUAUUAUAUCAUGAAUUAAUAUUAACAAGUAAAGAAUAUAUGAGAGAUUUAACAAUAAUUAAAUCAAAAUGGUUAUUAGAAUUAGCACCAACAAUGUUCAUAUCAUCUAAUAAUACAUUUAAACAUUCAAGUAACAAAAUUAUUAAACUAAAAUUAAAAUAUUAA